AUGCGAAUAUCUGUAUUAUCCAGUUUUUUAUUUUUAUUUCCAAAAAUAAAAUAUUUAGCAAACAAAAGUUAUUCAAGAAUACAGUUUACUACUUAUAGUAAAAUGAUAUAUAAAUUUGAUUUUGAAGUUUUCGGAAAGGUUCAAGGUGUUUUUUUUAGAAAAUAUACAAAACUGGAAGCUGAUAUGCUAAAUAUAAAAGGAUAUGUACAAAAUACAAAUAAAAAUACAGUAAUAGGAACUGCGGAAAGUGAAAAUAAAGAAUCAUUAAAUCGAUUCAGAAAUUUUUUAACAAAUAAAGGCAGCCCUUCAUCACGAAUUGAUAAAUGUUUGAUAACAGAUGAAAAAACUAUUGAUGUAUAUUCAACUAAUAGUUUUUAUAUAAAGCGAUAA
This is a messenger RNA of Plasmodium berghei ANKA, 390 nucleotides long. RefSeq names its product acylphosphatase, putative. Bases 1 to 390 code for a protein of 129 amino acids. The record is from RefSeq and is a predicted model, not a curated record. The transcript has 2 exons. NCBI's taxonomy places the organism in Eukaryota, Apicomplexa, Aconoidasida, Haemosporida, Plasmodiidae. Gene Ontology annotation, molecular function: acylphosphatase activity.